UUAUUAUAAUAUUCCCUAAAAGUCUUCACAGGGACUGAAAAGUCCUGCUUGUCUACCUGGCCAUUAUUAUAAAUAUGCGUUCUAACGUGGCAUUAUCAUAAUAUUCAAUGCUAUUAAACAUCAGAGGACUUCAGAGCGGCACAAACCCACCAAUUUUAAUACAAUAAAUUUUAGAUCACUAUCUACAAAUUGAUAUGUCUAAUACGUUCGUCACUGUACCGCGUCCAAAAGGCAAGACGGCAACCUCCCAAGUUCAACAUGAUCGUCAUGAGAAAUAUACAAUGAAUGAAUGGCUGUCCGAGUCCGUGGAUGAUCAGCCAUACAAUGCAAUUGCAGCUGUCAAAUUGGAACAAAGCGUCAACAAAUGUCAAACCACGAAAUCAGACCCUCUCUCUGAAACACUCGCAAAUGAUGAGAAGUAGUUGCGAUUUUGAGUGUGCUUAGCUAGCGUCGUUGUGCAAGGGGUUGUACAAGGGCCAGGGAUCAUGUACCUGUACAGGCUUAUGCAGGGUGGGUGUGAAGGUGGCCGCCAAGGCAGAGUCGUUGGCCAAGUAUCGAUUAUUGGCUAUAAAUAACAUUCGAUUCUUCCAACAUACAUCG
Fusarium redolens is the source of this 600-nucleotide messenger RNA. RefSeq lists its product as uncharacterized. The transcript has 2 exons. The record is from RefSeq and is a predicted model, not a curated record. The coding region runs from base 195 to 422 and encodes 75 amino acids. Lineage: Eukaryota; Fungi; Ascomycota; Sordariomycetes; Hypocreales; Nectriaceae.